AUGAUUACACGUCGUCCACAUGCUGCUGGCGUCUACAAGUCGAUACUGCAGGCUGUAGAGGAGAUCGCAGGGGGUGGUGGGCAGAUCUGGGGAAACCGCGUCCGUGACGGCGCUAGCCCUUCCAGUAUCGACCAUCGAUCAAGCGCCCUUAGACAGCCUUCGACCUUAUCAAACGUUCUCCUGAAGCAGGUCGCAAAGAGCGUCUGCCUCUUUCCCUAUACACGCCAUGGCCACUGUAACCAUAGGCAGAACCUACUUCGAGGCUCUCUUACGAAGGUGGGCACACUUGACUUGUUUUCUUGCACGAUGCGACCAAAGGUGUUUGCUUACCAGCCUGACAGAGCCGAAUUUCAUAGCUCUGGACGAGAAUUUGAGCUUGGUCCUAGUCUCUCCGACAUCGUAACCGUCUCCAAAGCAGAACACGAGUAUCUGCUGCAGGCCACGCGAGAGUACAAUCUGCUCAGAAAUGCUCUUUUCCGCGGGGGAUUGACGACCGAGACGCUCGAGACUCUGUUAGCAGGCGAAAACGGAGCCACCAACGACGAGCCACCACAGUACGACUACAGCUCCGAGAAAGCAUAUGCCAGGCCAAACCAUGUUCCAGUCAUCAUGAGUACGCCGCACUACCACGACACCUCGCCAGUCUCGGACAACACUGCUGCCAGACACGACCUGCAACCUAGAAAUCAGCCUUGUCCUGACCAUCGAUCUCACAGCUACGGCCUGCCCGAGUCCUCCGAUGACACUUUCCUGAGAGAUGACGAGGAUCAUGAACAGGAGCGUAAACAACGUGGUGUUCCAGUUCACGAUCAGCGCACCGUUCUCAUCACUAACCUCUCAGAGCGCACCACGCACAAAGACUUGGCUAGCAUAGUUCGUGGUGGAAGACUAUUGGACAUAUUCCUUCGUAACGACCGAUCAGCUACCGUAUCGUUCGUUGAAGGGGCCACAGAGUUCAUGGCGUAUGCCAAGCGCAACGAUAUUUACCUACACAUGAAACGCCUCAUGUUUUCCUGGAACGAACGUCAGUUCCAUGUCCCACAACAUGUUUCAAACAAGAUCGCAAAUGGAGCCUCUCGAAAUCUUGUAGUACGGGGAGUUGCUGAGAAACUCACUGCGGACGAGAUCCGCGACCACCUAGAUCACAUCCACAACCUGGUCGUCGUCGAUAUCUAUUUCAAGAAUGGUGAUGCGUACAUCUCCACCAAUUCGAUUCAUAACGCACUGUUCGCUAGAACCUGCAUGAUGUCUCGCACGGUGUACAAGGGAAUACGCAUCGACUGGUAUCCGGAUGAGUGUGCCGCACCUCUGCCACGACCAAGUUCGAAGCCUCGUACCCCUGCCAUGGCAGCUUCAAUGAAACCUAUGCCCGUUGCAAACCCAUACGCGCUCCUCGAUACCGGCUCUGACACGGACUCCGACUCUGAUGAGGAUGAAUCCUAUGGAAGAAAUGGUGUCCGUGUUGAUGGGCAUAACUGGGCUGAUGCCAUAGUAGCAUGA
Messenger RNA from Dothidotthia symphoricarpi CBS 119687, 1500 nucleotides. RefSeq lists its product as uncharacterized. The transcript is spliced from 2 exons. Gene Ontology annotation, molecular function: nucleic acid binding. Lineage: Eukaryota; Fungi; Ascomycota; Dothideomycetes; Pleosporales; Dothidotthiaceae. The record is from RefSeq and is a predicted model, not a curated record. Bases 1 to 1500 code for a protein of 499 amino acids.